Messenger RNA from Penaeus indicus, 564 nucleotides. RefSeq names its product CCR4-NOT transcription complex subunit 6-like. Gene Ontology annotation, molecular function: protein binding. The transcript is spliced from 4 exons. Lineage: Eukaryota; Metazoa; Arthropoda; Malacostraca; Decapoda; Penaeidae. The record is from RefSeq and is a predicted model, not a curated record. Bases 134 to 550 code for a protein of 138 amino acids.
CUCUCCCUCGGCCUCCAUGUUUGUUUGUUUCUCGGCGCUUGAGAGGAGGACGAGUGGAAUAGAAUAGAAAGUUGGUCAUUUCAGCUUGCAUUUUGCCGUUAAAACUGACCCUAUAUUAAAUGCAGGGUGAAAUAUGUCAAGAACUCCCAAGGAAGGAAAGGAAUCAAAACCGCACCGGGUGCGGUCACACACCAUUAUGGGUCAAGAUGAGGUCGGCUCUGGGAAGAAGUCAUACUGGCCAGAACUUGAGAUAACAGGAAAUAUUCGAAAUAUAAGUCCAGCUGUAUGGUCACUGCAGCACCUGACAUCUCUGUACCUGAAUGACAACUGUCUGUCUCGCAUUCCUGCUGAAAUUGCCCGACUCGAACACCUAAUGUAUCUUGAUUUGUCAUGUAACAAAAUCCGCAGCCUCCCAGCUGAAAUUGGCGAAUUAACGCGUCUCAGAUCUGAAGCUGAUGUCUUUCAACAAUAUUUGAAGAGAGAAAUAUGUAACAUGAGAAUAUACUUCCACUAUCACAUCCCAUCCCUCUCCCCCAACAAAAAAGUUUAAAGAUGAAAAAAAAA